AUGACCGAGAAGCCUCUCGUGGAAGCGCUGCUCGACAAGGCCAUCGAGCUGCGGUCUUCGGAAGAGGCCGCAGGGCGAUUCCGGAGCCUUCUGCUGCAGGACAGGACUCCAAGCACCGAGCUCUUUGCGAGCUACGUGUCGAGGCAGAAGUGCAUUUUCAAGUCUGUCAGAGUCUGUGGCACAGCGCCCGACACUUGGGAAGGUUCCUGUCGAGCUCCUCCAAAGUGGAGGAUUAGCGUCCCAGAGUGCAAUGGCGACUGCGCAGCUCGGGGCACAGAGCGGUGCUUCCGAUCUAGGUCAAAGGGCCUGGAUCCGGAUGAGGUGGCCAUCCCAUCCAAGGACCUCCUCAAAGGAGUCGAGGAGCCUCAAAAGAUGGAUGCAACGCAGCUCUGGCACGCUGUUCACACCGGGGAUCUGGAGAUUGUCAAAGCUUUCGUGCGGAGGGGUGCAUGCACUGGGAAGUCCCGGGACGCUUCAGGGCACUCCAUCCUCUGGCAUGCUAUUACCUUCAACCACCACAGCCUUGCGCGCUUUAUGGUGGAGACAUUCCCCCCGGGCACCGACGAUGGGAUCGAGGUGGAUGAGGUGCAUCAGCGCAGAGGGGACACGUUGCUGCAUUUGCUUUGCCUCAGCCGCUCUUUCGAUGCAGAGGCUGCUGCGCUUUUUAAGAAACUCGCGACCAAAGCGCCGCCGGCAGUGUUUCAGAAAGUCAACCAUGCUGGCCUCACGUUUGCCCAUAUCGCUGCCUCCAACUUGAACUUCUGGGUGCUCACAUUCAUCUUCAAGAACUUCCAGGCACAAGCCAAAGCGCUCGUGUGCGCGGACAGUCACCCGAUGAAGCAUCUCCUGCAGGCAAUGCCUCAGCCAGUACCUCCACCAGCCUAUCAGCCACCUGUCGGAUUUCCGGACCACUUCCGGGUUGCGGCAAUGCUGCAGCAGGAUUCCAGCGGCGUCGUUCCAUAUGCAGAUGUAGCCUUCGAUGUUGGUCCAGAGUUGAAGGGUGUGGCAGCUGGUCGCUUUUUAGCACAUCGCGUCGUAGUAGUUGCGCAGAGCCCAAAGCUGUACGAGAUGCUCGAAACCAUCCCGCUCACGGAGCUACCGAAGGAAAAAAUCCGAGCGGCUGUCGUGCGCGUCGAUGAGCGCAUCUCGCAGGAGGUCUGGCGCAGCAUCCUCCAAUUCAUCUAUCAAGGCACGAUACUUCAGGAGCAGUGCACCUACCUGCACGACGUUGCAAGGUGCUUCGAGCUGCUCUUUGCCGUGCUCCUCUUCCGCCUGCCGGAGCCACUCCUUCACCUGGCGCAGCACUCCCUCUACGUGCUGUUGCCGGUCAGCAACCCGACCUGGGCGCUCCAGGUCUUCCAGCUCUGCGCACAGAAGGAGCACUUCGACAACCAG
Symbiodinium necroappetens is the source of this 1395-nucleotide messenger RNA. NCBI's taxonomy places the organism in Eukaryota, Dinophyceae, Suessiales, Symbiodiniaceae. The record is from the annotation of a GenBank genome assembly.